This is a messenger RNA of Artibeus jamaicensis (Jamaican fruit-eating bat), 2967 nucleotides long. RefSeq names its product myelin regulatory factor like (gene MYRFL). The record is from RefSeq and is a predicted model, not a curated record. Gene Ontology annotation, molecular function: sequence-specific DNA binding; DNA-binding transcription factor activity. NCBI's taxonomy places the organism in Eukaryota, Metazoa, Chordata, Mammalia, Chiroptera, Phyllostomidae. Gene Ontology annotation, biological process: positive regulation of DNA-templated transcription; protein autoprocessing. Gene Ontology annotation, cellular component: nucleus; endoplasmic reticulum membrane.
AUGAUUUUUGUUUGCUGUGUGGCCGCCUGUCCUUCUGGUUUUAAUCAUCAGUUUGAGAACUUCACCAUUUUUCUGGGCACGAUUCGAUGCCUGAAGAUCAACCUCAGUCCAACAAAAAGAAAACGAAGAUUUUUCAAGAGUACUCCUAGCUCGGAGCCGCGGGGCCAGGCCAGACUCCCGGACCUCCGCCCCAUCUUACACUUGAAUUCAGAUACUCCUAUUAAUUCUAAUGUCUUGGGCUUUUCUGGGGCUGAACUUGAAUUGGAUAACUUCCUGUUGGCUCCUACGUCCCCUCCUCCAACCCCAGGAAGUCUUGUGUUUGCUUUUUCCAUCCUGCCGAUUCGGUCCCCAACCACACCACUGCUGUCUGCACUAGCGGAAAUGUGGACGCACCAACUCCCACGUACCCCACCCUACCCUACAUCAGACUCCUGCUCCCCUCGACAGGUCAAAGGUGAGGGCCCUCCACCCCCCACGCAGCAAUGCGCGCCUUCAUCAACUCUGGUGGUGGGAAGAGAGGCCCUUCUCACCUGUGUGUUCCCCCAGGUGCAUGCUGCGGGACUCCGAGGACACUUCGGCUGCCCCACCCAGGACACUGCCUGCGCACCCCCCCCCCCCCCCGCCCCCGCGCGCCGAGCCCAGUGUCCCGACCUUACUCACAGCGGCUCUCACAACUGUUACCCAGGCGCCGGUCAUCCCGUGGCUGCCCUGGACCAGUCCGUGCCCUCUCAUCUGGGAACAGGCUGUUCUUACCAUCAGCAGCCUCUGUGCCUCAGCACUGAGGGUCACAUCAGUGAAAUGCAAGACCAUGACAGUGAAGCUCAGAACGCGAUGCCUGCUGACCCGUGCUCUCCUGCUCUGAAGUGGCAGCCAUACCAAAGUAUUCCUUGGCAUAGUUGUUUAUUAAAUGGUCAUUAUGAAAGACUUCCUUCAUUCAGCUUCCAAGUUGUCACAGACAAAGGAUUUGGUUUUUCACUGGCAGAUGAAGCUUUUGUUUGCCAAAAGAAGAACCAUUUCCAGAUAACCAUUUAUAUCCAAAUUUGGGGGAUAAUUUUGGCAAAAUUUGUCAAAACCCAAAUGGGCCUACAGCCAAUAAAAGAAAUGUUUUACUUGAAAGGUUUUGGGGUUAAGAUGGAAGCCACCCAUCAAGUAACUGCUGUUGAACAAUCCCAAGCAGAUAGAAGCAAAAAGAUUUUCAAUCCUGUGAAAAUUGACCUACUCUGGCCAACCACAUACGUCACCAAAGUAACAUUGGGCUGAUGAAACUUCAGUGAAACCACAGCAAAUAACAUGAGAAAGGAGGGGAAACCAAAUCCUGACCAGAGAUACUUCAGGCUGGUGGUCGGACUGCGUGCUGCUCACCAAGGCCAGUUCUAUCUGUCGUCUGCCCACAUCUCUGACAGGAUCAUUGUAAAGGCCUCUAACCCUGGGCAAUUUGAAAAUGACAGUGAUGCAUUAUGGCAGCAAGGACAAGUUCCAGAAUCUGUUGUCUGUCAUGGUCGAGUGGGAAUAAACACAGAUGCCCCAGACGAAGCCCUGGUAGUCUGUGGCAACCUGAAAGUGAUGGGGACAAUUAUGCAUCCCUCUGACAGCUGGGCAAAGCAGAAUAUCCAGGAGGUUGACGCAAAUGAACAGCUGAGGAGAACAGUCCAAAUGAGGAUCGUCGAAUAUGACGACAAACCUGAGAUCACGUAGGCAAUGGGCAUAAAUGCUGCCCAUCAGACAGGAAUGAUUGCCCAGGACGUGUGAGAGAUCAGAGCCAUGAGAGAGGUGGGUGAUGUCACCUGCAAAAAUGGAGAGAUGCUGCAGAACUUCCUCAUGGUCAGUAAGGACUGGGUCUUUAUGGAAAAUGUAAGUGCAAUGAAGCAGCUCUGCAAACUAACCAAUGACCUUGAAGAAAGAAUAGAGGAGUUAGAACUAUGGAACCGAAAGCUGCCCAGGCUAAAGCGGCUCCCUAGCUGGAAGUCCCCAGCCAGUGAAGCCAGCUCAGUCAGCAAAUUUAGCAGAGCUGUUAGAGCGCCUCUAAGAAGGGCCAUUCCCAAAAGAUCCAACAAGGUUUAUUCUACAGGAAGAAAACAGGGGUGUCCUUCCUGGGUCCCUGCUGUAGUUAUCACUCUCACUGCUGGGAUGGCGUUUUGUGCCUUGGUGAUAGCCUCCCUUUACAUACGUAGCUUAAAAGAUCAAGACUGAUGUGCCCCGAGCCUCCUCCUGAGCAAUAUCACAGGCUCUCAGGAGUCGGCCCUGCUGCCCACAGUCUCCCCCUCCUCAGGGGAGACACCUAUGAUGACGUCUCUGGCAACCACACAAUCCUCCUUCCAAAUUCCAGAAAUCACUUCCUGUGAGAUCCUGCCAUAUCAGGAGAUUUAUUGCUGCCCUGUUUGGGGAACAAGAAGAGUCCUCUCAAGUCCUGUGUGAAGACAGUCCAAGGAAAUGGAACCUCAUCAGAGGUUAUGGGCAGCAGACAGACGCAGGCCAUUCUGGGCAGGAGAUGAGCUAACCAGCCCCAACCUGGCAAGUGACUGGAUCAAUAUAACUAUCAGUUCUAUUCAGAUUAUGGAAAUCCAGCAAAUAACAGAUGGUCGGUAUUGCAGUAGAAGGCUCCAGUGCGGGUCUGGAAAUUACAAUUUUGAUAUUCCUGUUAAUAAGCACGCACCCAGCAAUGUCAGAUUCUCUCUGGAAAUCAGCACAACAGAGCCAUUGAUAGUCCAGUGCAGAUCCACCUUCGGAAGUAUAUGUUUCCAGAGGAAAAGGGAAGCUGAAGGGGUGCGGAACUACAGAGAAGUCUCCCAGGAGACUGCAGGUAAUGGAGAUCAGCACCUCUGGAACCUCCCUGUAGCCCGGUUCUUCGAUAGCACGUACCAUCUCUGCGUAGCUGCACCAGAUUUAUCUGACUGUUCAACAGACCCUUGUUUGGCUGGAAUAUUUUUUACAGAUUACUUUUUUUACUUCUAUUGACACUGCGCCUAA